AGAAACAAAAAUGUGUACUCAAUGAUGAAUACAAUUUAAUCUCUGCUGGUCUAAUUAAGGAGGUUGAUGUUCCAGGGUUAGGGAAAUUUCCUGUCGUGGAAGAUGAUAAACCACACGCUUGUACGGAUAUCACGGUUUCAGCCAACAACAACUCUCAGUAUACACAUUGUGGUAACCUGUAUUCGAUCAUUACUCACUAUAAGGUUAUUUCUACACUUAGUCCUAGAGUCAAAUAUAUUAUUGAAAAGGCAGGAUGGGAUAGACUGCUGAACAUGGAAGUGGGCGAAUGUCCGCAUGCCAUGGUCGAAUAUAUUGUGGAGAGUUUUUGGGAUACGACUAAUACUUUCAUUUCCCUUUUGGUGAGAUGGGGUUUACACCACUUGAUUGGGUCAUGUUGACAGGAGUGAAGAUUGGAGAUGGGGUUGAUGUUCCGUAUGAUUCUGAAAAAUAUCAAUUUGAAUAUGUCUGUGAUAAUAUUUUUCCAGAUAUCCAAGAUGCGUCGCUUUGUGCAAAAGGCACGUCGUGGAAAUCUAAUUCAAUUACAGUUAAAUUCAUAUUUCGUACCAAAAAAAUUACGUGAGGCUGAAAAUGAUAAAGCCAUUGCUGAAAGAGUAGCAACUGCUUUUUUUAUGUAUGUUUUGGGACAAUUUUUGUUUUCUAAUGCAAAGAACUAUAUUGAUGUUGGAUGGUUAGCUGCUUUUGAAGAUCUUGAUGCAGUUUCCACCUAUGAUUGGGGUGUUGUCGCUUUUUCGAGAUUGUAUGCGGCACUCCGUAUAGCUGGUCGGAAACGGAAGUCGCUGAGCGGUCCCUUCCAAGUAUUAGAGUUUUGGGGAUACGAAUAUUUGGGCAUAUGUGCACCCGAGCUAGUCCAACCUUCUGGAUGAUCAACACAUAUGACCUAGAUGUAGUAGGUGGAAACCAAAGAAGAAGGUGGUUGAUAUUGUCCGUUGUAGAACUUUACUUAAUAAGUUGAACGCGAACCAAGUUACAUGGCAACCCUGGGAAUCAUGCAGACAAAUUCUUGAUUCUGAAAUUGGAAAAAAAACUAUCAUGCUAUCAAACACCAGGGUUAUAUUUUCUUGGAAUGUCGUUGUGAGUAUUAUUUAAUGGCUUUUAUGAAACAAUUAUUAUUAGAUUGCAAUAACACUGUUAUGAUACUAAACUUACUUACUUCAUGCAUACUCCCUUGUUAAUUGUAAAACAUAACAUGUACCCUGGAGAAAGGUGUUGGAGGCAAAACCAUCCCACCUAUGUUGUUUCCAUAGAUGACCAUACAAUAGUUGGGGAUAUCGAUGAUAAACAAGGAAAACGCCUAAUCGAGGAAGGUUGGGUAGAUGCAGUAGAUAUUGUGAAAGUUGUUUCGUAUGAUAUAUAUAUGCAAUAUUGGCGAAAGGUAACUAACUAUAAAGAUUAUGUAACAUAUCUCGAUUGGGAUGUUCCAUUAUAUGGGUAUG
Papaver somniferum (opium poppy) is the source of this 1454-nucleotide messenger RNA. RefSeq names its product protein MAIN-LIKE 2-like. The record is from RefSeq and is a predicted model, not a curated record. The transcript is spliced from 2 exons. Lineage: Eukaryota; Viridiplantae; Streptophyta; Magnoliopsida; Ranunculales; Papaveraceae. Bases 417 to 884 code for a protein of 155 amino acids.